Messenger RNA from Fulvia fulva, 2760 nucleotides. RefSeq names its product Pre-mRNA-splicing factor cwc22. NCBI's taxonomy places the organism in Eukaryota, Fungi, Ascomycota, Dothideomycetes, Mycosphaerellales, Mycosphaerellaceae. Bases 1 to 2760 code for a protein of 919 amino acids. Gene Ontology annotation, molecular function: RNA binding; protein binding. The record is from RefSeq and is a predicted model, not a curated record. Gene Ontology annotation, biological process: mRNA splicing, via spliceosome. The transcript has a single exon. Gene Ontology annotation, cellular component: catalytic step 2 spliceosome.
AUGGCGGCGAAAAUCCAGUCGGCUGUGCGACUGCCAACACCGGAGCCUGGCGACGCGGCGGCAGAGUCUGUAGCAGCCGAAAGCUCGCGAAAACGAAGUUUCAUAUCGCGCUCACCAUCACCACGCCGCGAGGCCCCAGCGCUGCGACGACGAUCUCACUCGCCGUCACGUUCACGAUCACGCUCACGCUCACGUUCACCAGCCACAGCAGCACGGAAUGGGCGAGCGACUGGGACUGGGAAUGGGACUGGACCGCUCCCUCGAGAUGUCGAUCGCGAGCGGGCCAGGGAACGAGCACGGCAGCUGGAACUGCGGCAGCGGGAAGAGGCAGACAUCAAACCCGCGAAACCGCUCACCGACGCCGAGAAGCAGGCCGCGGCCAAGGCAGAGUACGAUCGACUGCUCGACAUGCGAUCAGGAGGCACAUACAUUCCACCGGCCCGACUGAAAGCCCUCCAGGCCCAGAUCACCGACAAAACCUCGAAAGAGUACCAGCGCAUGGCAUGGGAAGCGCUGAAGAAGUCGAUCAACGGCCUGAUCAAUAAGGUCAACGCCUCCAACAUCAAACACAUCGUGCCUGAGCUGUUUAACGAGAACCUCGUCCGAGGCAGAGGCCUCUUUUGCAGAAGCAUCAUGAAGGCGCAGGCUGCCAGCUUGCCGUUCACCCCUAUUUUUGCCGCCAUGGUGGCUAUCGUCAACACGAAACUGCCUCAAGUCGGCGAGCUUCUGAUCAACAGACUGAUCAUCCAGUUCCGCAAAGCCUUCAAGCGCAACGACAAGAGUGUAUGUCAUAGCAGCACGACCUUCAUAGCCCACCUAAUCAAUCAGCAAGUCGCCCACGAGAUGCUUGCUGCUCAGAUGCUGUUGCUGUUGCUUCACAAGCCGACAAACGACAGUGUGGAGAUCGCGGUAGGGCUCAUGAAGGAGGUCGGUCAACACAUUGAGGAGAUGAACUCACAGAUCGCACUUGCUGUGUACGAUCAGUUCAGAAGCAUUCUGCAUGAAGGUGACAUUGACAAGCGAGAGCAAUACAUGAUCGAAGUCUUGUUCCAGAUCAGAAAGGACAAGUACAAAGACCAUCCAGCUGUGCGCGAAGAGCUUGAUCUCGUCGAAGAAGAGGACCAGAUCACGCAUCGGCCUGGACUGGAUGACCAGCUGACUACCGAAGACGGCUUGAACAUCUUCAAGUUCGACUCUGAUUUCGAGGCCAACGAAGAGGCGUAUCGCAAGCUGAAGGCAGAAAUUCUUGGCGAAGCUGAAGGCAGCGAUGAAGAAGAUGAAGAAGAUGGCUCGGACGAGAGCAGCGAAGAAGACGAAGAAGACGCUGCGGAGAAGGCCCUGGAGAUCAAGGAUCAAUCCAAUACGGACCUGGUAAACCUGCGCCGUUCGAUCUAUCUCACCAUCAUGUCAUCGGGCACCUUUGAGGAAGCGUGCCACAAGCUGAUGCGUAUAAGCUUACCUACUGGCCGCGAGGACGAGCUUCCCUCCAUGAUCAUCGAAUGUUGCAGUCAGGAGCGUACCUUCAACAAAUUCUUUGGGCUCAUCGGUGAACGCUUUUGCAAGCUGAAUCGCCUGUGGCUGGACCUUUUCCAGGAUAUGUUCACAAAAUAUUACGAGACCAUACACCGGUACGAAACGAACCGCCUUCGAAUUAUUGCGCAAUUCUUUGGCCAUCUCCUGUCUGCUGAUGCAAUCGGCUGGCACGUCUUCCAUGUGGUCAAACUGAACGAGGAAGAUACGACAAGCUCUAGUCGUAUCUUUGUCAAGAUCUUGAUCGAGGAACUUGCACAGGGCGUUGGCAUGAAGUCUUUGCAAGAGCGCUUCAUGGACGAUGCCCUGCAACCAGCCUUAGCAGGCAUAUUUCCAAUCGACAACCCGAAGAACACUCGUUUCAGCAUCAACUUCUUCACGGCCAUCGGCAUGGGUCCUCUGACUGAGGGCAUGCGAGAGUGGUUGAAGAACGCACCCAAGCCAGCACCAGUGCCACUGCCACCGGCCAAGAGUCCUACACCCAGCAGCAGAGGACGCAGCGAGAGUGCCAGUAGUUACAGUAGCUACUCGAGCUAUUCGUCUCGAUCAGACUCACGGUCACAGUCACGGUCACGGUCACGGUCACGGUCACGGCCACGGUCACGGUCACGGUCACGGUCACGGUCACGGUCACGGACUCCACCAAGGCAUGCUGCCAGAGGUCGAAGCUACUCGCGUUCUCCUCCCCCGAAGAAAAGCAACGCGAACGCUCGCUCGCCUUCACGCUCUCCAGUGCGAAGACGCCGUUCAACGUCUUACCCAGCACUCAAGCGAAACAGUGUGUCACGAAGUCCGCCACCAAGGCGUCGCCGGCGGGACAAUUCUUACUCCAGAUCUCCUACUCCGCCUCGACGCAGAACGUCACCUGCUAUCUCCCGAUCACCACCGCGAGGUCGCACAGCCAGUCGCUCUGUCUCCCCACCUCGGGGUAAAGGUAGUGCAGCAACAGCUCGCUUACCACCGCCCAGCACGAGAGGUCGAAGCGUUGACAGCUAUGGCUCCCGCUCGCCAUCUCGAUCCUGCUCGCGACCAAGGCGUGCACCAGCUCCCAAGAGGAGGAGAAAUACCAGCAGUCCCGAGUCGGUACGGUCAAGAUCUCCGCCACGUAGGAACCAACCUCGGCCAAGCAAGACACAAAAGCCAGCGCUCAAGGCUCCCGAGGACGAAUUGUCUCAUAUCCAUCCUAGCCGAAGAGGCUUGAUGGGCAGCAGUGGAGGCACGCGUCGCUAG